UUGAAGGGAUAAAACUUGUGGUGAGGUAGUUCACCACACUAUCUUGUUUGCUGGGUGUAAAAAUGAGAGAGAAAUCACACGAGGCUUUAGAUGAGAAAGGAGCCCCAAGAUGUCCCAAGUAAAGCUGUCAUUUUCAUAGCAUAAAUUCAAAAGUUUGGCAACUGAGAAAACAUCCAUUUAUGUGUUAACCCUGGUUGAGAAAAGUCUGAAGUUCUGUGGAAGCGAGUCAGAGACCUAAAGACAGCAUUCUUUGUUGUUGGGGUUAAGUGACUUGCCCAGGAUCACACAGCUGGAUGAAAUUGAUGAUGAGUGUGCCUGGACUGUCUCAAAGAGGAAUAUAACCAGAGGACCAUUUUAGAAUUCUAGAGAUAUUCACAGCAUCUCCUCACCUUCUUUGUCUCUUUUUUGGAGAUAGAAAGAUAUCAUAUCUGAUUUGUCCUUGCCCAUUUCCAUAUACAUUUAAUCAGCCCAGUUACCACCAUGAAUGAGGAACCAAUGAAUUCAAGCUACUUUGAAUACUUAAACGAUUAUAGUGCAGUCACUCCCAGUACAGAUUAUUUCAUUGAUGAGGGAUUGUUUUGUUUUAUGAAGGAUGUCAGAGACUUCACAACGUUAUUUGUACCAAUUGCCUACUCCUUUAUCUGUGUCUUUGGCCUACUGGGGAACAUUUUAGUGGUGAUCACCUUUGCUUUCUACAAGAAAGCCAAAUCCAUGACUGAUGUCUAUCUCUUUAAUAUGGCCAUAGCAGACAUAUUAUUCAUCCUUACUCUCCCAUUCUGGGCUGUAAAUCAUGCUACAGGCUCAUGGAAGUUUAGCAACAUUGUGUGCAAACUGACUACAAGUAUAUAUGCCAUCAACUUUAAUUGCGGAAUGCUUCUCUUGACCUGUAUCAGCCUGGACCGAUACAUCGCUAUCGUACAGGCGACCAAAUCUUUCAGGCUUCGAACCCGGACAUUGGCAUAUAAGAAGAUGAUAUGUUUGGUGGUGUGGUUGUUCUCAAUCAUAAUCUCAAGUUCAACUUUUAUAUUCAACCAAAAAUAUACAACACAGGGGAGGGAGGUCUGUGAAGCCAAAUACCACACGACCUCAGAGGCGGUCAAAUGGAAAAUACUCAUCCUGGCUCUCCAGCUUCUCUUUGGUUUCUUUAUCCCUUUAGUGUUCAUGAUAUUUUGCUACAUGUUCAUUGUCAAAACUUUAGUGCAGGCUCACAAUUCUAAGCGGCAUAAAGCUAUCCGGGUAAUUAUUGUGGUGGUCCUCGUUUUCUUGGUCUGCCAAGUGCCCCAUAAUAUGGUUCUUCUCGUGAUUGCCAACAAUACAGGUCAGCUCCGAUCCUGCAGUAGUGAGAAGCUCAUAGCUUAUACAAGGAGUGUCACAGAAGUACUGGCUUUUCUGCAUUGCUGCCUCAACCCUGUGCUUUAUGCAUUCAUUGGGCAGAAAUUUAGAAAUUACUUUCUUAAGAUCAUGAAGGACCUGUGGUGUAUGGGCAGUAAGCAUAAGGCAUCAGGCUUCUCUUGCUCUAAGAUCUAUUCAGAAAACUACAUUUCCAGACAGACUAGUGAAACCUGUGAGAACGAGAAUGCAUCAUCUUUUACUAUGUAGUGUACUAUGGAUAAAAAUAAUCAUGACAGGCUUUAGAAAAUGAUAUCAAAGAAUUUCCUUAUCAUCUGUUGGAUAGCCAAUUCUUGAUUGUCUCAAAGUAGUGGAAGGAUAGCAUGGAUCACUGAAAACCACAGGAAAAAAAAAAGAAACCAAAAGACCCGAGCCUGUUUUCACUCAAUCG
Vombatus ursinus (common wombat) is the source of this 1780-nucleotide messenger RNA. It is a transcript of the gene CCR6, whose product is annotated as C-C motif chemokine receptor 6. Gene Ontology annotation, biological process: chemotaxis; G protein-coupled receptor signaling pathway; positive regulation of dendritic cell chemotaxis. The transcript is spliced from 5 exons. Lineage: Eukaryota; Metazoa; Chordata; Mammalia; Diprotodontia; Vombatidae. The coding region runs from base 481 to 1599 and encodes 372 amino acids. The record is from RefSeq and is a predicted model, not a curated record. Gene Ontology annotation, cellular component: membrane. Gene Ontology annotation, molecular function: C-C chemokine receptor activity.